This is a messenger RNA of Owenia fusiformis, 1921 nucleotides long. NCBI's taxonomy places the organism in Eukaryota, Metazoa, Annelida, Polychaeta, Sabellida, Oweniidae. The record is from the annotation of a GenBank genome assembly.
GUACAACAUAAGAUAACACAUUAACAUUGCACCAUACUGUACAUAUACAGCAAAAUUUGAGCUAACAUUUUUGGUGAAUAAAAAUUUCAAUUGAGACGUUCAAUCAUGGGAGACAAUAGAGAAGAUCCAAAGACUUUAGAAAAUGGUAAUUUGGAUAUGAAAAAUGUGAACGUAAAACUUGAUGACUUGAAUGGUGAAAUCCCAGUAAAACCUGGGCUCCCAUCUGUAGAUAUUUCAACGAUUGAUCAACAGCUGAAAGAUGAUGUUAAAGACACUGAAUCCAAUCCUCCUGUUGAUGAAUCUGGUGCUGAGGAGAAUCAUUUCACAAAAGGCGCAAUGUAUUUAAACAUGGCUAUCCUAUCGAUAGGAAUGAUGUGUACCUUCAUACCGUUCAUGGCUCUCCAGAACCUCCAGAGCACAUUGAAUAGCCACCAGGGGGGAAUAGGACGUGUCGUUCUGAGUGUUGGAUAUUUCUGUACAAUAUUUUCAACAGCCCUAGCACCAUUACAGAUUCGUAUUUUGGGCAAUAAAGGAGUACUAGUCGCCAGUGCAUUUGGAACAAUGUUAUACACAGCAUCCAAUUUCUUCCCAUAUUACUAUGUUAUGAUCCCCGUCAUACUGUUAACAGGCUUCCUGGGAGCUGGGGGCUUCCUAAUCAAAGAUAUCUAUGCAACUACAUUUGCCACUAGACUGCAAAGGGACACUGGCAAAGAAAACGUUCAUAUGGCCUCAAGCUUUCAGUCAAUCGUCUUCUUCUUCAUCUCAUCAGGAAAGAUAAUUGGGGAUUUCAUCUCAUCAGGCGUUUUAGGCAUACAGCCUGCUGACACAACGCUUAGGAACAGCACUAUUGACAGAAAAUGUGGCGCAAGAUUUUGUCCUCUGGACCAGAAUCUCACAAGUGAUCCCCGGAAUAGACCGCCAUUAGAACGGAUCCACCUGUUGCUGAUCAUAUUCUUAUGUAUCUCAGCAGUAGGCUGUAUCUCUGUGUUCCUGUUCCUGAAACCACUCUUCAAAAAACCACCCGAGCAAGAUAAUGUCACUUGUAAAGAUGUUGUAAUGAAACUGACUUCUGUAAUACGAAUGCUUAAAGACUAUAAGUAUGUGAUGUUCAUGCCAAUAUUUCUCUUUUGGGGCUUCAAAAAUGCUCUAAUCUACGGCGAUUUCACACAGUCUAUCGUUAGCUGUGAGCUGGGUGUCGGAUGGGUUGGCUAUACUAUGUUAACAGUGGGUGUCUCAAAUUGUGUGUUAGUUUUACCAGUUGGCAUUCUUGCCAAAUAUGUCCCAAGACCAUUCCUAAUGGGGAUAGCAUUUACAAUCUAUAUGGCAUGUUACUUGACCAUGUUGCUAUGGAAACCAUCAGCCAAUCAGCUUGCAGUAUUCUUCAUUAUCCCAUUUUCAUGGGGCUGUGCAGAUUCCAUCAUGCAGACUCAGCUAACACCAAUGGUGGGUCAGCUUUUCAACAAUAAUAUGGCAGCAUUUGCUGGCAUCCCUUUGUUUUUGGGUAUAGGAGGUGGAGUCUCCUUUGCCAUAAGUGCAGCAUUAUGCAUGGGGACAAAGGUGUACAUCAAUAUAGGAGUGUUGAUUUUGGCUAUAGUGUGUUACUCAUCUGCAGAGAUACUGGCAACAUGUGCAUUCAGUCAGUCCGUCAACCUGGACCAUAACACAGAAUCUAAUGACAAGGACCAUAAAGGACUGCAGAGGAAGGAAUCUUUCCAAUAUUUAAACUUGGCAUACAUUGACACCUAGACUUGGCAGACAAUGAGAGCCACUUAAACCUGGCACAUUCUCAAAUACUUUAACUCAGUGGCAUAAACUGAAUUGUGACACUUGGUCUUGGCAUAUCAUGCAACUGAAACAUGGCAUAUCCUAACAUAUAAAUUAUAAAAAGAAUUUAGUAAUGAAUGAAUGAAAAUAAUAAAAA